Fusarium coffeatum is the source of this 3585-nucleotide messenger RNA. RefSeq lists its product as uncharacterized. The transcript has a single exon. NCBI's taxonomy places the organism in Eukaryota, Fungi, Ascomycota, Sordariomycetes, Hypocreales, Nectriaceae. The record is from RefSeq and is a predicted model, not a curated record. Bases 1 to 3585 code for a protein of 1194 amino acids.
AUGCUGUCCCAUCUGCGGUUCCACAGGCGAGGGCCGUCAUCGAAUCCUACCUCGCCCUCCCCUGAUCAACAUCCUACUUCACCCACUGUUGGUCACCCUACGCCCUUCUCUCCCGAUGCUCUGUCUCCGGAAUUACGACCGACGUCUUCGAAUCCCUCCACCCUACCUCCUGCUCUACCGCCCAUAUCCCGUGUCACUACAGAGGAUUUUGGAAAAUCGCGGGAUAGUCGUCAAGAUGCUGCGGCGACAAGCCCACUAGAUCCCCGACCACAGCCAGCUUCGAAAACUUCGUCCUUCAUUGGGGGUGUUGCUCUUAGAAAGUACCAGCGUGAUAUGGAAGCACAAGCCACCGAGGCUAUCGACAGCAAAAGAGGGAUUGGUAUUCUCGGUCAACAUUCGGCCUCCCAGCCAACAUUAACAUCAAACAAUCCAGCCUUGCGGCCGUCGCCACAAGUCAUAAAGAAUACGAAAGCUACAUCCUCGUUCAGCACACCCACAGAUCUCCAGCAGCCUACCGGUCGCCGUCCUGCAGGUACCCGCCUGGUAACAGAGCUGCCCUCUCUUACACAGACGACAAGCAACACCGAAAAUCCCAAGCCCAAGAAAGGGCUACCCUUUCUCAAGAAACCAAUGUCGACACUAUUAAUGAGGCGCAAAAACAGUCAGCAUGCCCCUGACCUGCGCCCAUUACCCUUGGCCAAACGCCGCGAGGAUCCGGUGUAUGAUCCUCGUAUCAUGGGAACUCGGGUCCAUGAUUUCAGUGCGCCACGGCCAAAGAAGAACACACCAAACAGGGACACUGCGCAACCGUCCCUGACUUCGCCUUUCCCCAUGUCUGCUCCUCUCCCUGCGCAAGACAGGUUCCAAAGCCCAUCGGCCAUUCCAACUCAAGAAACUCCACUGUCAGCCUCGAACCUGACAACCCGUGAGCCUAGCAAUGCUUCCGAGUCCAUCUACUCACAGGACUCGAGAGCCCUUAAAAUGACACCAAGUACAGCAUCUACAGCACCCCAGGCUCCAGUGUCUGACCUAGACACCCUUACAUUAUCAGAUGCUCCCCCAGUCCCUCCCAAGGAGGGCGCACCAAUCUCUGUUCAACCAAAAUCGCCGCGCGCGUCGCGUUUGAUUGACGAGGAAGCUUACAUUCAUGACGGACCCUCAAUUUCUCAUCAGGCUGGCAGAUCCCGGGGCCCAUCACUGUCCGGACUGUCUGGUAAGGACAUACCAUCUGCUGUACCUCGACACAUGAAGAGUACAUCUUCAAGGUUCAGUUUUGAUAUGAUUGGUGCUGCGAAGCAGGAGAAACUUCUUGAAGACAGGCACCGUCAACGAGAGCUCGAGAAGAAGACUACAGACGUGCCUGUUCCUAGAGACUCACGCUUUGACGAUUUUGACGACGAUGGUUUUGAUUACGAUGCGAUGAUGGAGGAUGAUGGUUUGGAAGAGGAUAUACCCAUGGUUGGCGACGGCUUUGACGAUAUGGAUGAAGGUUUCAGCAAUGGGUUGGAUGACCGCAUGGAUGACCACAUGGGCGGUCAUAUGAACAGCACUUUGAAUAGGACACUGAGUACCUUUGACAACAAUCUGAACAACACACUUAGCGGAGACUUGGAUGAAGAUCUGGACGAAGAGCUUGAUCCAGAUAACGACCAGGAAAACUUUUCGGGCUUUGUGUUCCAACGAUCAGGCCCUACAUCGUCGAUAGCCAGUCCUCGCAGUGCUGGCUUUUUGCCAACCCCAAGGGAUGCCGAAGGUAAUCGUAUUGGAUUUGCCAUGAGCCAGUACACGCCUGAGAUGCUCGGAGAGCUAUCUCCUUUGUCUCCAAGGCACCCCCAUGACCAGCGCAUUAACCAAGAGAUGCAGGCAGGUGGGCUAGGGAUUCAAGGACUAGAUGUUCCAAGGGUGCCCAGCUUAGAGAAUGAAGCUGCAUUCCAGAAAAACCAGGACCUGCCCCCUUUAAGCACGGGGCGCUCACUCAACGAUGACGAGCUCUAUUACGACGAUGGGAUGUUGGAAUUCGAGAGGAACGAAUUCGCCGAGGAUCUCGCUGCCCCUCCAGAAUGGGACGAUACCCCCUUUGACGAGUCGAUUUUUGACAAUAAUGAUACCGAUCAGUUUGGUCGACCGAUAGCGGGUGCCUUUGCACAUGCACAAUCGCUGAAGCGAUCAGAGAACCGAGAUGAACCGAACCGGACGUCUGACACGACAGCACCAUUCUCUCCGGACUCAGAGGCAUCCAAGACAACGGCUCAUACAUCGCUGAAUGCCGAUGAUAAAGAAGAAGUUCAGCCUGAAGUUACUCGAGACAGCCCUGGCCUUCGAUCGUCCCCUGCUCCCACAGCCGUAGUCCCAUUGUCAUCGUCCCCAGCCGGUGACUCUUUUGCGGCCUACCAGGCCGCCCUUGCUGCCGCAACAUACAAGGCGGCAGCAUCAGGAAAGUUUCAACGGGGCUCAUCUCCUCCGCCCGUAGACAUCAAUCUACCCGAGCCAGAUCAUUCCCCAGGCACACCAGGUCACGACGGCUCUUUUAGACAGGACGACUAUGAAAGUUAUGAUGAUUACAAUGAUUCCUACGAGAACAUGGCCGAUCUGGAACUUGACGAUGAUGCUAUCAUCGCUGAGGCCAAUGCAAGCGCUUUGGCUAAUGACUGCGAUGGUUGGUAUGGCCAGGAAUUUGGCUUCUACUCAGCCCUAGCUGGCCAGCAACAAGGACCGGAGUUCGAGUAUGCCAAUGGUGGGUUCUUCGGUCCUAAGGGCGGACUGGAUCGCAGCACCAGUGGACGCAUGAUAUCGAGGGAGCCGAACCUGACGCCUAUCACGGAGCGAUCCGAGUACUCAAACAGAAACUCUUUCAUGAGCCUUGGCAUGCCUGGCUUUGGAGGAACGACACCCCUUCAAAGUCCUGGCCUGGCUCAACUUGCUCUCCUCGGUGAUCGCGGCGACGAGAUGACUUUAUCUGCCCUACUGCGCCUUAGGUCCAGGGCAUGGGGUGGUUCUCAAGCUAGUCUUGUGUCCAGCCAAAACGGAUCCCCUCGAUCAGAGAGAGGUGAUCUGUCCACCUCCCCCUGGGGCCAAAGCUUCAUGAGCCCAACCACUUUCCACACUCGAAAAAACUCGAUUUUGUCUACUAUCAGCCACGACUCGGACAGCGUGAGCGCAUCAGGAAGCCCGACAUUGACAGGUGGCAUUCCUGGCUUUACGCUGUCCCCCCCUCCUGUUCCGACGCUAACUAAACUCGAAACCGGUGUCAAAGAGGAUGCUCAGAUACCCCCUCUCAACGUCAGCAGGCCCGCCUCGAAUUCUUAUGACAACCCGAUUUCACCAGUAUCGGAUCCAGAUGAGAGUAUGCCGGCAUCAGCUUUAGUGAGUCCCUUGGAAGCGUCCAACAGGGUCAGUAUGGCUGAAUCCAGCGGGGCUCCCAAGCGCCCCGGCAUGGGACACCGUCACAGAGGCUCGGCCGACAGUAUAUCUUACACUAAAGAAGAGGAUAGUGGCGCAACGCGUUGGGUCAUGGAGCGACGACGCACGGGGGAAUCUGGACAGGUUGAAAUAGAACGAGAGGUUCUUGAAGAAGGACGAAUUUAG